UUGCAUGGGUGUUUGGUGGUGCUUAGAGGGCACUGGGACCAGCGGUAGGAGGGCAGUGGGUGGUGAGGCUGGAAAGGAAGGCAAAGGCUCGAUUGUGGGAGGCCUUCUAGGCCCCCAGCUCUGUGGCUGAAGGGAGAAGGUGAAUGCUUUGUAGGCUAGAGGAUAACAUGAUCAGGUCUAGGUGGUGCAAGAUGGCUCUGAGGCAGUAUGGACGGCAGAGCAGCAAGGCCCCACACCUGCUCUAGGGGGUGUAGCCAAGGGGUCUUGACCCCAAACUGACUGAGUCCCUGGAGCCUGAGCAUGUGGACCUCAGAUAUGCAGUGGCAGAAGGCUUCCAAACUGUGAAGGAGCCGGUAGCCAACACCCUCUACACUUCCAGAUGGUGAGCCCAUGACUUACUUAAAGAAGCUUCCUGUUAUCAGUGGGUGGGCACUCGCAAAGAGGCUCUGUUCAUCUUGUGCCUACAAGCCCAGAUCCAGUCAAAGAGCACGGGCAUGUUCUCCUUCCUUCCUUGAGGGUUGGCCUCUUUCUCCGUGGGCAUAGCCGCCAUCAGAGCCAGCGCCCCCAUAUUUCAGCAUGAUUAAGCCUUGCCAUUUUGGGGGUGGCUGGGGGCGAGGGGAGGGGCUAUUGUGUUUCAAAAUGGAAUAAACAGAAAAGCAAUAUUAAAAGAAUGAGGAGGUUGUUUACUGAGGCUUGAAGAGAUGACAGGUGUUUCCUCCCAGUUGAGAACCAGUGACCCCUGGGAAUCGCAUUUCCCGCUGAGCAGGCGCCCAUGGCGGGCUGAGUCCUGCCCAUGCCCUGGUGGCCUGGAAGCCUGCAUGGGCGCCGUGCAAAGACCAACGUUUUCCAGAGGAGCUUUUGGGCUCAUCACUGGCCUGGGGAGGGCUUGACACGGGGUUCCCACAGCUUGCCCCACACCACCUUCACACCCACACACAGCAGGUCCCCGCGGGGCCGGUGCAGGCCGUGGCUGCCCGCGCUGCGCUGUUGCUCUGUCCCAGCUGGCUGGCUCCGAGUGUGGAGCACUCUGGGCCGGGGCCGCUGGGGCGCGCACAGUGGGGUGACAGGCGGCCUGGCUGCAGAAACGUUGCACCCGUGCCUGAGGUGGGAGGAUGUGAUGACGCGGCCCACGCAGCGGGAACCCAGGCCUUUAAAAAGCCCAGGAAACAGCCUCAGCUCAAGCGGUGGCUCCACUGGAGGAAAACACACCCCGGUCUCACAUUAAAGAAGCCAAACUGUCGGCUUCAAAGAGAAAAGGCAACAUCCUGUCACAGGCCAUGCUCUGGCAAAAACCCACAGCUCCGGAGCAAGCCCCAGCCCCGGCCCGGCCAUACCAGGGCGUCCGUGUGAAGGAGCCAGUGAAGGAACUGCUGAGGAGGAAGCGAGGCCACGCCAGCAGUGGGGCAGCACCUGCACCUACGGCGGUGGUGCUGCCCCAUCAGCCCCUGGCGACCUACACCACAGUGGGUCCUUCCUGCCUGGACAUGGAAGGUUCUGUGUCUGCAGUGACAGAGGAGGGUGCCCUGUGUGCCGGCUGGCUCUCCCAGCCCACCCCGGCCACCCUGCAGCCCCUGGCCCCAUGGACACCUUACACCGAGUAUGUGCCCCAUGAAGCUGUCAGCUGCCCCUACUCAGCUGACAUGUAUGUGCAGCCCGUGUGCCCCAGCUACACGGUGGUGGGGCCCUCCUCAGUGUUGACCUAUGCCUCUCCGCCACUCAUCACCAAUGUCACGACAAGAAGCUCCGCCACGCCCGCAGUGGGGCCCCCGCUGGAGGGCCCAGAGCACCAGGCACCCCUCACCUAUUUCCCGUGGCCUCAGCCCCUUUCCACACUACCCACCUCCACCCUGCAGUACCAGCCUCCGGCCCCAGCCCUACCUGGGCCCCAGUUUGUCCAGCUCCCCAUCUCUAUCCCAGAGCCAGUCCUUCAGGACAUGGAAGACCCCAGAAGAGCCGCCAGCUCGUUGACCAUCGACAAGCUGCUUUUGGAGGAAGAGGAUAGCGAUGCCUAUGCGCUUAACCACACUCUCUCUGUGGAAGGCUUUUAGGCGUGGCUCCCACCUGAGUCCUGUUCCCUGAAACUGGGAUUUUAAAAUGAGCCUGGAAUUGAGCCCCAGGUUCAUGCUUGUUUGGAGUAGUCAUUUCAUGACUACACUUUCUACGCACAGCUAGAAUUGUAGACCUGUAAACCUUCCUUCCCUUCUUCCUUCCUCUCCCUCCCUCACUUCCUCCCUCUCCCCCAUCCUUCCAUUCUUCCCCUCCCUCCCUUCUUCCUUUCCAACCCCUUCCUUCCUUUUCCUCCCUCCCUUCCUUCCUUCCUUCCCUUCUCCCUUUCCAACCCCUUCCUUCCUUUUCCUCCCUCCCUUUCUUCCCUCCUUCCCUUCUCCCUUUCAUUCUUUACCUCCCUCCCUUUCUUCCCUCCUUCCCUUCUCCCUUUCCUUCUUUACCUCCCUCCCUCCCUCGCUUCUUCUCUCUUUCUUACUUCUUUUUUCAAUUCUGUUCCAUUUUGGGAGGUAAUUAUAGGGAUUUUAGCAAUAACAUUUUAUGUCAAAUGUUGCCAAGUCUGCGGUCCAUGGGCUUUCAUUUCUGUCACAUUUCAUUUCUUGGAAAAGGCCUCCUUCCUCCAGUGCCUGCUGAACCGUCUUAGGGUCACUCACACCCUCUGUCAUUUUAAGAUGUAUGUGGUGGCCGGCGGGAAGACCAGCCCCGACAGCACCUCCUGAGAAAGGCAGCCAAGGGCCUACCCUGAGGCCAGAGUCCUUGAGCUGUCAGUUCCCACAGUUGCUCCUUUGUUUGCUCUUCUCAGCAUCGGCCAGAUUUACAGUCCAGGCAGCAAAAUCUCAAGGCCUGGGGCUCAGAGUAGUAAGGGGUGGGAAGUGGGUGGCAGGGAGAAAAGAACAUCAGGGUGGGUGGGGACAGGCCAGUGACGAAGAGAGGGACAGAGGAGGGAUGGGAACAGGCUCUGCAUCUUAGUUGGAGAGAGGGGUGUGGGAGGAAGCUUGAGUUUGAUGCAGGGAGGAGGAAGGCUGAGGAAUGACUUGGCUCCAGAUUACUUGGUUAUUAAGAAGAACAAUAAACUAAAGGAAAGCA
Gorilla gorilla gorilla (western lowland gorilla) is the source of this 3090-nucleotide messenger RNA. RefSeq names its product POU class 2 homeobox associating factor 1 (gene POU2AF1). Gene Ontology annotation, cellular component: RNA polymerase II transcription regulator complex. Gene Ontology annotation, molecular function: DNA binding; POU domain binding; transcription coactivator activity. Bases 1278 to 2048 code for a protein of 256 amino acids. Gene Ontology annotation, biological process: positive regulation of transcription by RNA polymerase II. The record is from RefSeq and is a predicted model, not a curated record. Lineage: Eukaryota; Metazoa; Chordata; Mammalia; Primates; Hominidae. The transcript is spliced from 5 exons.